AUGUUUGAUACAUUCGCAAGGCUCUUAUCAUCGAUCCCCACAUUCCUCUUCCCUGUGUUUGCCUCCUAUAAAGCUCUCAAGACCUCCGAUCCCGCGCUACUUGCACCAUGGCUGAUGUACUGGGUGGUGUUGGCAUGCGCGUUGCUCGUUGAAUCAUGGGCUGGUUUUAUUCUAUUCUGGAUCCCGUUUUAUUCCUGGAUCCGCCUGGCCUUCCUCCUCUACCUCAUUCUUCCGCAAACUCAAGGUGCCCGCGUCCUCUAUCAGACUCACGUCCAUCCCUUCCUCCGCGAAAACGAGCUCGCCAUCGACGACUUUAUAUCAUCCGCACACGAUCGCGCUAAAGCAGCAGGUCUCUCCUACCUAAAGCACGCCAUCGAGCUAUUCAAACAACAUGUCCUCGGCCUUCCUCCCAAAGCGCCAACGCCGCCUUCCACACCGGGUCCAUUUAGCUACACACAAAGCCUCAUGGCCCGGUUUAACCUCCCAUCAGCGCGGGCUUCUAUGCCCGCAAACCCCGUUAUCGGCGCAACCAACACUGCAAACGAUUUCUAUGCGCUUCUCGCCUCAGCAGUGAGCGCCGCCACCUCGCGAGAUCCUACAGCAACCGACCCCAGCGAGGCCCGUGAUUUCUCAAACUCGCAGACACUUAUUCCGCCCACCGUCCAGGGCGAAGAGCGCCUCUCUUUUAUAGCCGCUCAGCGCGAACGCCUCUCCAUUAUUCUUUCAGCCCUGGAUAAAGAAGCCAAUACCCUCCAAACUGGGGAUGAUUCCCCUAGGCGCCCAGUAAGCGUCUUAAGUAGCCGGAAGAGCGAGGGUGAUUUCGAGAAGAUUGACGCGGAAAGCGGAGCAGAAGAUGGGUCGCCCCACGCAAGGCGGGAGGCAAGUGGCGGAAGCUGGAUGCCAUGGAGCUGGGGCGUGAAACCCGAGACGGAUGCCGAUACUCUUAUGACUGGGAUCACGACUGGAUUGCAGAAGGAUGAUGGUAAGGGAAAGAGUUCUGGGGUGGACGCGUAA
Molecule: messenger RNA, 1014 nt
Organism: Venustampulla echinocandica
Lineage: Eukaryota; Fungi; Ascomycota; Leotiomycetes; Helotiales; Pleuroascaceae
Product: Protein YOP1
Exons: 3
Coding region: 1-1014 (337 amino acids)
Source: RefSeq, a predicted model, not a curated record